UCCUACCGCUCUUAAGACCAGACUCAUCGAGGCCUUGGCAAGAGUGGAAAGUCUGGAGCGAGAGAAGAAGAAUGCCAUGGCCAGAGAAAAGAGGGCAAAGACCACAGUGAAGAGUCUUUUGGGGGGGAUUUGAGGGAAAAAAAAACCUCCAUUAAUGAAGAGCUCCAAGAGAAGCUUGAAUUCUACUCCGAUAGACCUUAUGGCAAAGCAGGGCCAUGAGUACACAAAGGACUACAGAGAGUUUGUGCUCACGCUCCAUCUACAUGGUCCAAAGGCAUGCAAAUACCUCAGAGAGACUAAACAUGUUCCCCUGCCACAUCCACAUACAUUACUAAGGUGGCUGCGUUCGGUGGAUGCCAAGCCUACAUCCAACAAGAUGAUGGUGGAUAUGCUGGAGAGAAGAUGCCAGAAAACACAAAGGGUCCUUCUCAGUCAUGCUUUGGAGGAGUUCCAUGCACGGGGCAUUUGGGUGGCAUGUGUUACAGUGGAUGGGCAUGCCUCCAAUGUCAGCAUGUGCAACCAACUCGGGUGUGAGCUGAAGGCAGACCCACGAGAGCCGCUUCAAACCAGUUUCUCGCAUCCGGUGACUGGCGAGAAAGUAUUUGUAAUGAUGGCCGCUUGCCACAUGCUCAAGUUGGCACGUAAUAUGUUGCAGUUAAGGCUGGACAUGAUGAUCCCAUUCCUAAAAACAUGGAUGCUAACUAAUUAUCUAUCCGCCCUGGUAGCUGUUUACCAUUUUCAUUCUGUCAUCAAUAUUGACACGUUGAUGCUGAUGAUUCCUGAACUGCUUCAAGUUCAGCGGUAUGUGCUCACCUACAGGUUCAGCCAGGAUCACUUGGAGCUCCUAUUUAAUUCAAUCAGAGCGUCAGGCGGCUGGAAUAACCAUCCAUCGGCACGCCAGUUCCAGGCCAUCUUCCACCGUCUGAUGGUUCGGUUUGGUGUCUCACCUGGUAAGACGGGCCAUGUGGCAGCCCAAGAUAACACGGAGUCCCUGUCUGCUGUGGAGAUGUUCUCUCCUGAAACUGCUGAAGAGCACCCAUCUCCUUUCGCCAACAUUUCGGGCCUUGUGUGUGACCACAGUUAUCUCCCCACUCGGUUUGGUGGUCUGGUGGAAAAUGCUCUGGUCUACAUAGCAGGGGUUGUAGUCCGGGAGGAGAUUGGAACGGAGGAUGUUUUUUCUGCUUGGGGAACACAUUGAGGAGACCCAGUUUGGCAUCGACAACCAUCAUUCAGACUUCUUGUCAUUGGUUGUGUCUGUGUUUCUUAAAAUAAGGCUGCACCACAUUGCCAAACUCACCUCUCUUGAACUGCAGAAAGGGAGCACGAGAAAGAAGCUGGGAUUUGAUUGAGGUUUUGAACAGAUAAAGUUCCACGACAACUCAAGACUUUAAUCCUAAAUUCUGGCAUCCCAGAACAAAUUCUAAGCUUUAUAUCUGUACUAGAGAUGCACCGAUUAGAACUUUCUAUGCCGAUUCCAAUUUACGAUUUUCUUUGAGUUAGGCCAGCUGAUACCGAUUUUAGCCGAUUCCGUUUUAAUUUUUUCUAAACACUUUACAGCACACACAAAUAUUUAUU
This is a messenger RNA of Perca fluviatilis (European perch), 1575 nucleotides long. RefSeq lists its product as uncharacterized. Lineage: Eukaryota; Metazoa; Chordata; Actinopteri; Perciformes; Percidae. The transcript has 7 exons. The coding region runs from base 155 to 1198 and encodes 347 amino acids. The record is from RefSeq and is a predicted model, not a curated record.